AUACCCCCGAUCAUUUCAACUCACAGACAGGUGCCUGAGGUUUGAGAGAGAAACUCAAAAAAAAAACAGUACAGAGAAACAGGACCCGGAAGAAGGGAGGGGGAAAAUCGGAUUUAAUUUGUCCCAGAGAAAGGUCGAGAGAGAAACCGCCCGAGCAGAAAGCGACAGAGCGACUGUGAGGGCCUUACAGAGAGAAUUAGAUCCACAAGAAAGAGAUAUUGGGUGGACAUGGCAGAGGAGUUGCAAAACGGGAUUUGCAGUGGCAACUGGUGGAGCAACGCCAGGAGCGUCUCGGCAUGCUCGAGUGCGUUGACGGAUAUGGGGAAUCUGGGUGGGUGGUCUUCUGAGACUGGGGAAGUCAAGGGGAGAUCCCCCUCGGAAACCACAGUCGGAGAUGAUCACACGGCAGCUUCUGUUUCGAGCAGCUCGGUGCAGGAUUCAGGCAUGGUUAUGAUGGAUACUGGCGUUCAGUUUGCCCUCUCCUCAACUGAUUGGAGCCAUGCUCUUCUACGAGGCAGUGGAAGACCAGAUAACAGUUUACAAGCCAUGUUACCUGAAGAAGACCUAUUAAACUCUCGCUCCAACUUUAGACAAGACCCAACACCUGAUUCAGGCCAUUUCCAAAAGGAAUGGUGCCCCAAAAACUUUUUAGUAAAUGAAGACUCCCUCAAGCACAUGAACCAGACUUUCAGUUUUGAAAAUCGGCUAAAUUCAGGCAAUAGCUCCGGCGAUUGUACAGUAACAGGUCGGAGCUUAACAACUAGCAAUUACAACCCGGGUUCUUUGCCCUAUGCUUCUCCAUCGUCUUUAUUGCAAGGAUUAUAUGAACAAGAACCAUUGGUGGGUUUUCAAGGAAAUCGAUUGUUAAAUUCUCCUUCUUCGAAUUAUAGAAUGGGUGUGUCCCAAAUUACGACAGAUGAAUUUGGGACGAGUUCUUGGUCUAAAUUUCCUGAUUUUCUCAAGUCUUCUUCUCCUCCAAAGGAGCAACAACAGCAACAAAGUAAUCAGUUGCUGUUUUCAAACAACACCCCUUUUUGGAAUGCUUCGCCUAUGGCGAACAGUAUAAGGCCUGGUUUAUAUGCACCUUCAAACCAGCAGUUCAUGUCUCAGACAAUUGAGGAGAAACCCCUUAUCAGUAACAUCACAGCCAAGACGAAUAUAGAUGAAGCUCAUGAUUCUUUGGCUGACUUGAAAAAGAGUGCAAGCGAGCCGAGCUUUAAACGGCCUCGACUGGAGACACCAUCGCCAUUACCAACUUUUAAGGUUAGGAAAGAGAAGUUAGGGGACAGGAUCACGGCACUACAGCAAAUAGUUUCACCUUUCGGAAAGACUGAUACUGCAUCCGUUCUUUAUGAAGCCAUCCAGUAUAUCAAGUUCUUACACGAGCAAGUUAAUACGCUGAGUACUCCAUACAUGAAAAAUGGGGCGCCUUUACAGCACCACCAGAGCGCAGAUAAAUCGAAGGACACAGAAGGCCCAAAACAAGAUCUAAGGAGUAGAGGCCUGUGUUUGGUCCCCAUCUCAAGCACGUAUCCAGUUACUAGUGAAACCGCAGUUGACUAUUGGACCCCCACUUUUGGUGGAACCUACAGAUAGAGAGACAGAGAAGAAAAGCUCAGUAGUUAGUGGGGAGCUAGGGUUUUGAGGGGAAGGACAAUUUGGUCAUAAGAUUAAGGAGGCAUGUAGUUAUAUAUAAAUAGAUAUAGAUAUGAAUGUAUUCUUGGAGAAAAAGCAAAAAGAGAAGUGGACAGUUCAUGGACAGGGCAUGCUGGGCCAGUUUACAGGCCAAAUGAUGCAGGGAGGCCACGGCUGGAGCAAGGACCUUUGGAAGAGAAUAUUUCCUAUAACUUAUAUAUAGCAAUUGUAAUAUUCAAUGUAUAUGUGUAUUUAUAGGGAAAUUUAUUUGUUGGAACAUGUGCUAAUUUAUCAGGGAUUGGAGUGUAGAGAGAGAAAGUGGGCAGUUCUAUUUAUUUAGGGGAAUUUUAGUGAGAGAAAGAGAGGGACAUCUCUUUUAUCUUCUCUCCUCCUACUAAAGAUGGCACUGCCACCACCUUUGUUUUAUUUUGGAAGAAAAGAGAGGGGAAUAAAUAAAUGUUUUGGGGAUUUGGCGCU
Messenger RNA from Amborella trichopoda, 2112 nucleotides. RefSeq lists its product as uncharacterized. Gene Ontology annotation, biological process: regulation of transcription by RNA polymerase II. Gene Ontology annotation, molecular function: protein dimerization activity; RNA polymerase II cis-regulatory region sequence-specific DNA binding; DNA-binding transcription factor activity, RNA polymerase II-specific. The record is from RefSeq and is a predicted model, not a curated record. NCBI's taxonomy places the organism in Eukaryota, Viridiplantae, Streptophyta, Magnoliopsida, Amborellales, Amborellaceae. Gene Ontology annotation, cellular component: nucleus.